ACCGGCAAUAUACGCGCUCUCCGCGGAAUCCGUGCUGUUGUGGAAUCCCGGCUUUGCACGUGCUACAUCUAGUGAAAUGUGAUUGCUGGUCAUUACUGUAUUGGAGUUUAACAAGACAACAAGGCGGUCAAUAGCAGAAGACAGCAACACGACAUAUCCGGUGGAUCAGCCACCUUACGGCCUCAAGAUGGUCUAUAUCUGCUAUGAUAUACAACCCUAAAAGAACUUCUGUGACUCUAGAGGAAAAAAAAAACUCUACAGCGUGUGUGGCGAUUUUAAUGCGUCAAAAUUAUGACUAUAUUCUUACAUUAUGAAAACUUUCUCAUGACAGUGUUUAGUAUGUGAGCAAAAAGAACAGGAAGAAGAAAACAAUACUUAUUUAGUGUUGUAACAAUGGAGUUCUCUAUAAUACUGAGAUUGACUGCACUGAAUGCCUUAUGUUUCCUAGGAAUACUUAGCAAAGAUAUCAUGGCGCUGGAGCCCAGCUUUGAUGUCCCGAUCGUCAACAUCACUGUAGUGGCCGGAAAGACGGCUGUCCUCCCGUGUUCCAUCGACUCCCUGGGGGACUUUAAGGUAGUAUGGACCGAUCGCUGGUCCACUUUGCUGACUUAUGGGGACCGUCGAAUCAUCAACGAUGAACGAAUAUCUGUAGAAAGGCCCCGUUUGAGGGACUGGAAUUUACUUAUUCGUGAUGUACAAUAUAGUGACCAGGGCAAUUUUGUAUGUCAGAUCAACACACUACCCAUAAAAACAAAUUCAGUCCUCCUCAACGUGUUGGUUCCACCCACAAUAUUGGACACCUCUAGCAAUGACCUAACAGCCAAAGAAGGUGACACCGUAACCUUGACCUGCAACGUCAGUGGUGUACCAAAGCCAACGGUCCAGUGGUUCAGGAAACCACACGCCGACAGUAGGGACCAGCAUAAAGAAAGAGUGAAGACGAGUGAAGGUCACUAUGGUAACCGGCUGUCAGAUGACCACUGCUUAUACACAGUCAGUCAUCGAGUGUAUGACGUAGAAUUGACUUCCGUCCCGAUAGCCACUGUUAUCGGGCAUGAUCCGGUGGUAAAUAAUGGGGUGGGCAUUAACGGCGAAACCCUUAUUAUUCACAACAUCACGCGAUACUGUGACGGGAUUUACGAGUGUGUGGCGUUCAACGAUGUUCCUCCCGCCGUCAACCGGGUCAUCAGUGUGAUGGUGGAAUUUCCGCCAGAGGUGUGGCUCGUCAACCAGAAACUGGGACAGUAUGUGGGUAAAGAAACAAUUCUGGAGUGUAAGGUCACAGCCUUCCCUCAGGCUGUGUCUAUCUGGAAAUUCCAGAAUCAAGAUCUUUUCAAUUCGUUCAAACAUCGCAUCGAUGUGUACCAGGACAGGGGGCACAUGCUAACUCUCAGUCUGCGACUCCCGAACGUGACACGAGAGGACUUUGGACAGUACUCCUGUUACGCUAGCAACAGCUUUGGUAUGGACGAGGAAACGAUGAUCUUAUAUGAGUAUUUCCCACCUACAACCCUCACACCGGCUGUCACUGCAACGGCAAUUCCAAGACACACAACCACAAUAAACAAGAGGAACAGACUCUUCAAAUCGACCAUAUAUAACGAGAAUGAGCUGAUUCCUUACAACCGAACCCUGAACGGCCAUAAUCCCGGUAAUGACUCAUAUAGCGACGGACAACAGUUGGAAAUUAGGUGUAGCGGCGCAAUUGUUAGAAUUUGUGCCCCUUACUCCGGGAGGCAAGGAUACAAUACUGGUCAGACAAAAAGUUAUCACGUGGGACUUCUGAUAUUUUCCUCGAUCCUUUCCUCCAUCUAUUUGUUUGAUAUUUCUUGUUUUAUGAUGUUAUGAAAGAGUGCCGUUCGUAUUAGAGCCUAGCAGUAUUAUUUUUAUCAAUUGUUUCUGUAGAUUGUAUGAUUUUUUUAUGUUUGACAGUUAUACGUUGAUACUGUAUUUAAAACCAUUUUUGAAAUAAUGAUAGCUUUAAGAAUGCAUGUCAUCUUGCGAAAUGCAAUCGAUUAUUUAAUGGUAUUUGUCAUAAUGUUUGAAUUUUUGUUUACUUAAUUCCUUUUGAUGUCAUUUACAUCAAAUCAAACAAUAAAAUUCCGAAUACUGUUUAGCAAAUCGAUUCAAUGGUGCAACAUUGUUACGGAAAGACAAUUUGCAAAAGUUACCUGUUUUGAUUCAGACAAUCGCAUCUUCUUGGGUCUUCCAAGCAAAUACAGCACCAUAUCCAAACAUUGGAAAUAUUCGAGAAGUUGCAAAUAAGACUAGCGCGCUUUGUAUUUAUUGAGUGUACAUUUGCCCCUGAAAGAAUUUCUAAUUGAAUAGCUAAAUAGUCAAACGAUAAUGUUUUGUGUGCAUCAUUAAUCUAGUUAGACGUCAUUAAAUUUGAAUCCACCUCCUCCAAGAUAUAUUCGACAGUUCGAAUUCGACAGUUUGAAACUGGUAUGCGGUUUCAGUUCUGAUAUUGCAUAUUGACUUGUAAAGUUAUCUAUUUGAAGACUAUCUGCCUUAAUAUUUCAAAAAUAUAGUUAUGGCUGAUUUCAUGAACUUAUGCCGAAUUAGAUAAACAUCAUGUCAUAUUAAUUCUACAUAUAACAGCACGUAAGGUACAUCACAUCCUUUUCAGCCAUUCGCUAAUUGUCUACAAAUAUCAUAGUACCUCUGGUUAUAAUUUGAUUUUUCCCAAGAGAAGUUGGUUUCCCAAGAUCUUAACAAAUAGGCUAGGAAAUCGGUUUGGGAGCAAAAUUUAGUAAAUUUAUAAAAGUUUGAUGGGAAGGAAGUUGUAAUUGUUACCGGAACAUUUUUUCCAUAAGAGGAUCAAAAGUUGAAAUAAGAGUUUGAGCUUUGAGAAAUUUACAUACAAUUUAAUCAUCAGUUGUCGCUUGAACGAUCUUUUGUGUGUGGAUACUUUCAUUUUACUCAUUAAAGAAUGAGUUAGGAUAUGGAAAAAAAAACAGCACUUGAUUUUAAUUAUAUGAUGUGAAGGCAUGAAAAAUUGUUCAUUCGUCAUCAGACUUUGUAAAUACUUAUAAUUUUUUUAAGAAAACGGGGAGAAAAAUUUUAAUAUGAAAUAUAUUUCACAUUCAGACCAUGCCAAAAUUCCCUACACAUGCAUUAUCACCAGGUUGUGGUUGCCCUGCAGUAGAUAGUUGGACAUUUGACACAUCACUCUGACUUUUUAUUGUGCUACUGUUUUUUUAAUCAUACAUGUAUAUGUUUGUAGUUGUUUUAUAUACUAUGUCUUGCUAUUGACCGAGGCUAUACUUACAAAAAGUAGAAAUCAGCAGUAAAGUGUGGAAAAAAUCAUUCAUUUCGGUUUCUUAUGCCAAUAAACUUAUUUUUAUAAAG
Molecule: messenger RNA, 3351 nt
Organism: Magallana angulata
Lineage: Eukaryota; Metazoa; Mollusca; Bivalvia; Ostreida; Ostreidae
Product: protein CEPU-1-like
Exons: 10
Coding region: 394-1848 (484 amino acids)
Cellular component (GO): neuron projection
Source: RefSeq, a predicted model, not a curated record